UCCCUACCCACAAGGUCACUUGUGUUCUGCGCUUGCGCAGUGUGCCUGUUAGCUCGAUCUCGUGUUCUGCUUAUUCCGCUCGACGUCACUCUCGCGAUGAUGGAAAUACCUCGUGGACCUGUUCUCGUUCUCAAAGAGCAAACGAAACGAGAAGUUGGCUUCAAGGUGCAACGAGGCAACGUACAAGCAGCAAAGAAUAUUGCCGAUGUUGUUCGGUCAUGUCUCGGUCCUCGGUCAAUGCUAAAAAUGUUAUUGGAUCCAAUGGGUGGCAUCGUAAUGACAAACGACGGCAAUGCAAUUCUGCGAGAGAUCACUGUUGAGCAUCCGGCUGCAAAGACUCUCAUUGAAGUUAGUCGUACACAAGACGAGGAGGUGGGUGACGGGACUACGAGUGUCGUCAUAUUGGCAGGAGAGAUGAUGAAUGUGGCCGAGCCGUUUCUCAAUCAGCAGAUGCAUCCAACGGUCGUGAUAUCCGCGUUUAGAAAAGCACUGGAUGACAUUCUCAGUGAAGUGAAAGAAAAGUUGAGUGUACCAAUUGAUAUGAAAGAUCAAGCGAUGUUGUUGAAGAUAAUUGAGAGUUCUGUGCAGACAAAAUUCAUUGGUGGUUGGGGUAAGAUGGCAUGUCAAAUGGCUCUGGAUGCUGUGAAGACUGUGCUGGUGGAAGGAAAUGGAAGACGAGAAAUAGACAUCAAGCGAUAUGUUAAAGUUGAAAUGGUUCCUGGUGGCUCAAUAGAGGAGUCUCGUGUGUUGAGUGGUGUUAUGUUGAACAAAGAUGUCACACACUCAAAGAUGAGACGGAGGAUUGAGAAGCCCAGGAUUAUUCUUCUUGAUUGUUCAUUGGAAUACAAGAAAGGAGAGAGUCAAACUGACUUAGAGCUAAGCAAAGACAUCGACUUCAACCGCAUCCUCCAGUUAGAAGAAGAAUACGUCAAAGAGCAGUGUGGACACAUAAUUGCCCUCAAACCGGAUGUCGUUAUCACAGAGAAGGGACUAUCAGACUUGGCAUCUCAUUUUCUUGUCAAGAACAACAUCUCAGCUCUCAGACGGACAAGAAAAUCAGACAACAAUCGAAUUGCCAGGGCCGUUGGAGCGACGAUUGUGAACCGACCUGAUGAGUUACGAGAGGAAGACGUUGGGAAGGGUUGUGGACUGUUUGAGAUAACGAAAAUUGGCGACGAGUAUUAUGCAUAUCUCAUUGAGUGUCAGAAUCCGAAGGCAUGUACCUUGCUUCUUCGCGGUUCCAGCAAGGACGUCCUCAAGGAAGUCGAUCGCAACCUCAACGAUGCCAUGAAUGUUGCUCGUAAUGUCCUCAUUGAUCCUCGUAUGGUGCCAGGUGGAGGCGCCACAGAAAUGGCUCUUUCUUGUGCUCUCACUGAGAAGGCGAAAUCCGUAUCAGGUGUUCAUCAGUGGCCAUAUCAAGCUGUUGCGAAGGCAUUAGAAAUCAUUCCUCAGACUCUUAUUCAGAAUUGUGGAGGAAAUACGAUUAGGACGCUAACGGCUCUCAGGGCUAAGCAUGCUGUUGGUGGUAAUUCAUCUUGGGGAAUUGAUGGAGUUAAAGGGAUGAUAGUUGAUAUGAAUGAUUUGGGAGUGUGGGACCCAUUGUCUGUCAAACUUCAAUCAUACAAGACGGCCAUUGAGACGGCAAUACUUCUUCUACGAAUCGAUGACAUCGUUUCUGGUACAAAGAAAGCAAGUGAAAAGUCGUCAACCGACAGCAAGCAAGACAACAAAGAAGAGGAGCCGCCGAAAGAUGCAGAUAAGUGACAUCUGCAGUAACUAGAGACUCGACCAUCUCGUGGUGUUGGGACGUUAUUGGAUUAGGAGCUUUCUACAUGCUCUUGGAUGGCUGCUUUGAUAUCAGAAAUUCUGGUGUUCUCAUUGUAGCAUGUCUAUGUAUCACGUAAUCAGUGUGUGGCCGUCUGCGCA
Molecule: messenger RNA, 1926 nt
Organism: Corticium candelabrum
Lineage: Eukaryota; Metazoa; Porifera; Homoscleromorpha; Homosclerophorida; Plakinidae
Product: T-complex protein 1 subunit gamma-like
Exons: 12
Coding region: 97-1764 (555 amino acids)
Biological process (GO): protein folding
Cellular component (GO): chaperonin-containing T-complex
Molecular function (GO): ATP-dependent protein folding chaperone; ATP hydrolysis activity; ATP binding
Source: RefSeq, a predicted model, not a curated record